Messenger RNA from Phytophthora sojae, 893 nucleotides. RefSeq lists its product as hypothetical. The transcript has a single exon. Gene Ontology annotation, molecular function: carbonate dehydratase activity; zinc ion binding. The record is from RefSeq and is a predicted model, not a curated record. NCBI's taxonomy places the organism in Eukaryota, Oomycota, Peronosporomycetes, Peronosporales, Peronosporaceae. The coding region runs from base 34 to 837 and encodes 267 amino acids.
GCACCAACACCACCUUCAUCAACUCUCGCUACAAUGAAGAUCUUCGCCGCUGCCGCCAUCGCCGCCUGCGCUCUCACUGCUACCUCUGUCAACGCCGACGGAGCCGAGGGAGCCAAGUGGGGAUACAAGGCCAGCGACACCAGCAUGGCUGCACCCAACCAAUGGGCCGAGCACUACCCGACGUGCGGCGGUCAGCGCCAGUCGCCCAUCGAUAUCGAGACGACGGAGCUAGACAACGUCUCCGAGAAGCGCUCGCUGACCUUCAGCGGCUCGUGCGCUGACUUCGAUGUCUCGCAGUCGGACGAGUCCUUCACGGCCAGCGUGAACGGCGGCUCGUGCGCCGUGAGCGCCAACGGCGCGUCGUACAACAUGCUGCAGUUCCACAUGCACGUGCCGUCGGAGCACACGUUGAACGGCGAGCACCUGGGCGGCGAGGUGCACUUCGUGCACAGCAACGCGGACGGCUCUGCGCUGCUGGUGACGGGCGUGUUCUUCAAGGCCGUGCAGGGCGCGAGCGACCCGUGGGUGGUCUCCGUGCUGGACGCGCUGGACAAGACGAGCUCGAACGCGACAGCGUCGGCAAGUCUGACGUCGUACGCCGACCUGGUGAACAAGGCCGCGGACGCGCAGGGCGUGUUCAACUACGCCGGCAGCCUGACGACGCCCGCGUGCAGCGAGAUCGUGGACUGGUGGGUGGUGAAGAAACCCGUGGACGUGUCGACGGCCGACCUGGAGCGUCUGCAGUCUCAGUUGCGCGAGCUGCACAUCACGGACGACGGCAAGAACGCGCGUCCGGUGCAGCCGCUGAACGGCCGUGUCGUGACGGCGUUGCUGUAGAGUUGUAGCACGUUCGUGUUUGACAAUUAAAUAUAAAUGCUGAUACACUCCACGAC